Fibroporia radiculosa is the source of this 930-nucleotide messenger RNA. RefSeq lists its product as uncharacterized. NCBI's taxonomy places the organism in Eukaryota, Fungi, Basidiomycota, Agaricomycetes, Polyporales, Fibroporiaceae. The coding region runs from base 1 to 930 and encodes 309 amino acids. The record is from RefSeq and is a predicted model, not a curated record. The transcript is spliced from 3 exons. Gene Ontology annotation, molecular function: NADP binding; oxidoreductase activity.
AUGUCCCAGCCUACCCUUGCCGUUGUCGCAGCCGGAGCGAUGGGUGCUGCAGUAGCACGCCGCUUCACCACUGCUGGCUGCACCGUACUCACCAUCCUAGACGGCCGCUCUGCGGCCACAAGGGCACGGGCAGCAGCCGCGGGCAUGCAAGACGUAUCCAUGCGCGAACUCGUUACGCGAUCGCAGUGGGUUCUCAGCAUUCUCCCUCCGAGCGAUGCGCUCGCGUUCGCCACUAGCUACCGCGACGCACGCGUUGCCUCCGUCAGAAAAGGAAGCACAUCACCCUCCCGAGUCGCAUUCGCUGAUUGCAACGCAGUCAGUCCGGAGACGGUCAAGCAGAUCGCAAAGCUGUUCACGGAUAGUCCGAUCGGCUUCGUUGACGCAGGGAUUAUCGGUGGCCCACCGAGGGAUGGGUACGAUCCAGUAUUCUACGCAUCUGCUGAGCCAGAAGCUUCCGAUCUGUUGGAUGAGUUUGUGGGCCUGAGCAAGUGGGGGAUAAAAGUGUCGCCACUGAGAGGCGAGGGGGCCGGAGUAGGUGAUGCCAGCGCGCUGAAGAUGUCUUAUGCAGGGAUAUCGAAGGGGAUUACAGGGUUGUGUGCAACCAUGAUACUCGCGGCUCAUUCCUCUUCGCCUGCAACUGCACAGGCGCUUCUGCACGAAUUGCAUACAUCACAGCCCUUGAUUUUGCAGCGUCUCGCGCGUGGCAUACCGGACAUGCUGCCGAAGGCUUACCGCUGGGUUGGCGAAAUGGAAGAGAUAUCCGCAUUUGUGGGAGAUGGUGAGGGUCAAAUCCACCAGGGUCUCGCGCGGCUGUAUGAGCGAAUAGAACGUUCUCUCAAGGAAAGAGAAAACGGAGCCGGCGGCGAAGAUGUGGAUGUACUGAAAAGUUUUGUCGACGAUGCGAAGAAGGUUAUUGAGGGGUCCAAGUGA